AUGGAGCAAGCAUUCAGGUCAUGGGCCCCCUUCGCCCCUUUCAAGGGCUCAGCAGCCUUCACCGUCACCCCCGCCCUCACGCCCUCCAUCGAGCGCAGCAAUCACUUUGAUGCUCCCUCUCGCGCAGAAGAGGCAGCUAGGAGCUCCUCUGUCGACUCCAAUGUCACUCUGGUCGACAGCCAAGAAGUCAAGGGCAGUCUCCCCUGCCCACCCAGUCACCAUGGACCGGCUCCAAGCAUCGAUGGCUCUUCGCGCGGCAUAGUCCCUGUGCUCAGCAGGGGUGUCUUCAAAGCUGAUGCCUCAUGGCAUUGGGCCAUGACCGAUCGCGAACUCUACCACCGUCUGCAGAAUCUCUCCUCCUAUCCCUCAGCAGUACCCAUCGCUCGACGUCGUGUCUUUGGUGAGAUGGCCAGCCUACUCGCUGAUGCUGCUCUGUUGGAACAGGACGGAACGCACGUCUUUUCCCUUGCAAAGUGUUUCGAUCCUGAUGAGUUCAAGGCAUUUCUGCAGAGAAGCCACGAUGCUACUACCGACAAGUUCAGCGCCUACAACACGAGGAGGGCCGAGGCCAGCCGGAAGUAUGUGGACGAAGAAAUGCCGCAGCAAUCCCAAAAGGGCUCCUCAUUGGACCGCACAUUGCGCAAGAGACGGAGAGCUGUUGCAGGUCAGGAGAUGUUCCGUGGAGACAGGGAGCUGGCAAAGGCAUGGAUGAGGCGGUCCAGUGUGGUCAAGUACGUCGAUGGAGCUUGGCUGCAGCACCUUCAUCGCACCACCACCGGCAUUGGUGGGCUGGCAGACGGUAGGGGAGGCGAAGGCUCUCCUGCUUGGCUCAGAGCUCAACGGCGUGCUGCUAGAAACAGCUGGCAAGUCAUGAGUGAGGAGUUGGGUGACGGUGACAUCUUUCGGUCUCACGUAGCCAUAUACGACAAUACCAUGGACGCACUGGCAAGGGAAGACGAGGGCGAGUCUGCGUCGUUACCGCCCAAAGGCCAUGAUCGGGCUUUCACGGAAUGGGAAGGAGCUGCCGGACAUGAUCCGCAUCACCCGAAGUCCAGCGCGGGCUUGGGACAAGACAGCGAUGGCAAUGCCCGCUGUUGGCGCGCCGCUGUCGCUCAGCUAGCACUCUCGAUAUCUCCCAACGAGUUUCUUCCGGAGUCACUCGGCUGGAACGCAGCAUAUGAGGGCCUCCCACUCCAUUUGCUCAUUUCCGCCAGAGAGCUGGAAGAGCUCGACCUUGAUGCAUACUACUUUUGGCUGCACAUCUCCAUCGACAAUGCAGCUACUGGGCACGCUGCUAUGGCGCGAGAGUGCAUCAACGACCUGCUACGGGAGGCUCAGGCGGCAAAAGGCCAGGACUUCGCAGAUGAGGAGUGGGCCAGAGUCAAGCUGGGCUUUGCUUUGGCAGAGGCCAUCCCGACGACUCCUAUCCUGAGCGAAGGCGGAGAUGAGGAUGACCACACACCGUAUGAGCUGACGUGGACAAGUGUCACACAGGAGGAUGUCUCGCCAGCUUCUACCUCAUCGCCGACUCAUCACAUCUCCUCCGAUGUAAUUCGCUCACAACUCGUCGACAUCUUGAAGUCGAAAGCACCUACGGCACACGGUCUGCACCACGGCGUGCGAGCACGUCUAGCAGGCGAGUCUCUCUCCCACUGGCUCGACCCAAUUCACGCCCAAGAGAGAGUGCCUCAGCUACUGGACGCCCUGUCUGCGAACCCCAUCUGGAUCAAGCCCGGCUCAGCUGGAGAGAGCAAGUUUGUCAAGGAAUUCGAAUGGGGAGGCAAGAUGUUCGGCGCUAUGACUGGCAAUGAGGUUCACGUGCUGCGAACCUGGGUGGACAGUCUCGCCGUGCAGGGCGAAGAGGAGAAGGAUGGCAUUCGUCUCCUGAGCGACAGUGACGCCGAGCAAGCGGGCAGAGAGGCGCUCAUGGUCUGGCUCUCCGCUCAGCUGCCAGAGGGUGUCCAGCCUCGCACAGCUUUAGAGACACCAGAAUGGCUGCGCAGUCCUACCCUGCCGACAGUCCUUCUUGGUGCUGAUCGGAAACUAGGCGACAAGCUCGAGUCAUGGGCAGACUUUACCGCAAAAGUCGUGCCUGACCUCUACAAGGGUCUUGUGGAGCGGCCAGAUGCGAUCUCGAAACUGCCGACAAAUUUGCCUGCAUUGCUGGACGUUUUGGAUCCCUCAAGCAACACGGGCAGCACGACUUCGACAUCUAGCGACUUUCUGGCCUCCCUCUCCUCCCUCUAUCCAUGCCCGGCAAUGCCCGCCUCAUCCACAAACCUCCUUGACGCCCUCGCCCCUAUCCUCCUCACCCUUCCCGCACCACUGGAGCGCUCCCUCUCCCUUUCUCCCGGUCGCCUCGCCUCUCACCUGGGCAUGGCAGCAGUCAAGACUUUGCGUGUGCUGCAUGGUUUCACCGAAGUGAGCGAUCCAGCUCAGCAGGUAGAGCGUGGAGGGGAUGGAAGAGAAGUAGGGUGUAUGGGCACUGAAGACGGGCAGGGUUUGGGGAUCUGGGAGCUAGUGGAGAGAGCAUGGCAACGACGUUGGGCAGGCGAGAGUGUCAGUGGCAAUGCAGAAGCACCUUCAAUCGCUCUUGAUGCGUUCAAAGAUGGGCCACCGGCGAGACUAGCCCUACCUUCGCUGCUCCUGCUCCUCUCAUCGCAAUUCUGGGAGCUGGCACCAAUUUUGCUGGGACUGCAGCUCUUCCUCGUGCAGGCUCUUCUGGGCAACAAAAGGGUCCUGGCUGUACUAUCUGGCUUGGAUUGCUCCGAUGUUCUCACUGAGAAGGGUGUCGUCAAUAGCAGUAGCGGAGAGUCACAUCAGGUACGCGCCCAACUGGAGGGAAUGGUCCUGCAUGCCAAUCGCUGGGUACAGCGUGCGAUUGAGGUAGCUGUAGAGCGAGAGAGCUCAGAAGAGAUGAGAGAGCAGGUGCGCAGCGAGGUUGCAAGGGGCUGGAGGAUCGCCAGGCAGGGUGUGCAGGUCGCUCUCGAGGGUUGA
Molecule: messenger RNA, 2997 nt
Organism: Microstroma glucosiphilum
Lineage: Eukaryota; Fungi; Basidiomycota; Exobasidiomycetes; Microstromatales; Microstromataceae
Exons: 1
Coding region: 1-2997 (998 amino acids)
Source: RefSeq, a predicted model, not a curated record